AUGGAAACGCGUGAUGAUGGAAAGGAAAUGCCUUGGAGUCCGGAUACAAAGCCAAGGAUGGGACCAAGAGGAAUGGAACCAGGAAUGGGAGACCGUAGACAACAAUUCGGAGGAGAAGACCCUAUUAACGGCAGGCAUGGACCCAGAGGAGGAGAUCGUUCCAGCGGAAGUCAUAAAUUUGGAGGAGAGAACCGUUUCAACGGCACGCAUAGACCCAGAGGAGGAGACAGUUUCAGCGGAAGUCAUGGAUUUGGAGGCGAGGACCGUAACGGCGAAAUGAUGGAACGUCCGAUGAGAGGUUAA
Molecule: messenger RNA, 303 nt
Organism: Cylicostephanus goldi
Lineage: Eukaryota; Metazoa; Nematoda; Chromadorea; Rhabditida; Strongylidae
Source: the annotation of a GenBank genome assembly